AUGCAGCUUUGGACUACAGCAAAUCCACAGUCAUUCUCUACUCCAAGCUGGAAGAUCGAGGCCAAGUAUUCCAGCAGAGUACUUACUGGAAACUGGGUGGAAGAGAGGAGGAAGUUCACCAAAGCCACUGAGAAGACACCUCAGUCCCUUUAUAGAAAAGACUAUGUCCCUUUCCCAGGCCACAGGCCAGACCAGAUUUCCAGAUGGUACGGGAAGAAGAGAGUCGAGGGGCUCCCCUACAGACACCUGAUCACCCACCACCAGGAGCCCGCGCACCGCUACCUGGUCAGCACCUACGACGACCAUUUCAACAGGCACAACUAUAACCCGGGGGUGCCCUCGCGACGCACCUGGAGCAGACAGAAGCAGCUGUGGCUCCCGGAGAAGGCCGAUUUCCCCCUCGUUGGCCCCCCUACAAACUACGGUUUCUAUGAGCAGCUGAAGCAGCGAUGGCUGGCCCCCCUGCAUGGCCCGGCGGAGACCACUUAUACCUCGUCCUACCCCAGACACCCCCUGGGCGCCAUGUCCCAGCGGGAGCAUGCCAUCCCUGUCCCGCCCCGUCGUUUGAGCCCUUGCACGCUGCUUUUCUUCUGGGGCUCGAGUGAUAUUGAUGAGACUGACUUGGCUGCCAUUGCCUUGUCCAUGAACAAGGAGGCUAAUAUGGAGGCCUUGAGUCAACCUCUCGGACGGUGCAAGGUCCUGGGGGCUGAGCUGCAGCAGGCAGGGAGGGCUGGGCAAGCCUGGGUGGGCUCCCUGCGAGUCAAAGGCGCAGCCUUGGCCCGCACUGCCCCCUGCUGGUGGUUCCGAGGACGGCACAGCGCAGCCCGCAGGCUCCAGGAGCGAGGCGCUUCUCGCCAGAGGAAUUCGAGCAAAACCCAGGGCCACGUGCUGCGCCUGCACUGCCUGCACAGGAGCCCAGAAGUGGCGGGGUCGGCGAGGGUGUGCGGGAAAAGAGGCUCAUCCUUUGUGGAGGGGACGUUACGGCACAUUCAGGAUGGGCCGGCUGGGUCCAGCAGUCUCCAGGAGCAAGCCCUGAGAGGCCUGCUGAGGGACGAGGAAGGCCAUCGCCUCACUGAAGGGCCUGCCCCACCCAUGCUCACAACUGCGUCCUCUCUCCGGUCCUUCGACCCCCUGACGGCCAUCGUCCAGAUGUGGCCCUUCUUCCGGCACACCCUGAGGUCUCUGCAUGGACCCCCCACUCGUGAGAGCUGGACGAGGCAGGCCGUGCUCCCGGGAGGUCUGUCCCAGGUGAUUCCCUACACGCAGGGGCCCUGGGAGCCAUUAGCACCCAGCAUCCCAGCAGCUGGGGCCAAGGUGCCCAGGACAGGUGUGGGGAUGGCCCUGACCAUCCACUGCACCCAGUCGAAUCUGUUCCUCACUGAGGAGUGGUGCUCUGGGCACCGCUGA
Condylura cristata (star-nosed mole) is the source of this 1407-nucleotide messenger RNA. It is a transcript of the gene CFAP107, whose product is annotated as chromosome unknown open reading frame, human C1orf158. The coding region runs from base 1 to 1407 and encodes 468 amino acids. Lineage: Eukaryota; Metazoa; Chordata; Mammalia; Eulipotyphla; Talpidae. The transcript has 8 exons. The record is from RefSeq and is a predicted model, not a curated record.